CAAAUUACUGCAGACAUUUUAGGACAAAUUUGGACAGUUGGGUUUCACUCAAAUUUUUAUUUUAUGUCUCUCUGAUUGAGAGAGACUGAAUCCAACAGAAACACCUUCCCAAAACGCUGCGUUUCAUCUCCUCAUUCCGAUUCACAACCCAACCCUAACCCUAACCCUAACCUUUAUCCGGUGAAACCAAUCGUAUCCAUAGAUUCAUUGGUUCCACUCCUUUUUGAAUUUUUUUUAUUGUAUCGAUGCCGUCUCAAGCGGAUCUAGACCGGCAAAUCGAGCACCUGAUGGAGUGCAAGCCUCUGACGGAAGCGGAGGUGAAGGCGCUUUGCGAUCAAGCAAGGGCGAUUCUGGUUGAAGAGUGGAACGUGCAGCCUGUGAAGUGUCCUGUCACCGUUUGCGGCGAUAUUCACGGCCAGUUUUAUGAUCUUAUUGAAUUGUUUCGUAUUGGUGGAAAUGCUCCUCAUACUAAUUACCUCUUUAUGGGUGAUUAUGUAGAUCGUGGAUACUAUUCUGUGGAGACUGUUUCACUUCUGGUGGCCUUGAAAGUUCGUUACAGAGAUAGAAUUACAAUUCUCAGAGGAAACCAUGAAAGCCGUCAAAUUACUCAAGUGUACGGCUUCUACGAUGAAUGCUUGAGAAAAUACGGAAAUGCCAAUGUCUGGAAAUUCUUUACCGACUUGUUUGAUUAUUUACCUCUUACUGCCCUCAUUGAGAGUCAGGUUUUCUGCUUGCAUGGAGGUCUCUCACCUUCAUUGGAUACACUGGAUAACAUCAGAGCAUUGGAUCGUAUUCAAGAGGUUCCACACGAAGGACCAAUGUGUGAUCUCUUGUGGUCGGAUCCUGAUGAUCGCUGUGGGUGGGGAAUAUCCCCACGUGGUGCUGGAUACACAUUUGGGCAGGAUAUAGCUUCUCAGUUCAAUCAUACCAAUGGCCUCUCUCUCAUAUCUAGAGCUCACCAGCUUGUUAUGGAAGGAUACAAUUGGGCUCAGGAGAAGAACGUGGUCACUGUAUUUAGUGCUCCAAAUUACUGUUACCGAUGUGGGAAUAUGGCUGCCAUACUGGAAAUUGGAGAAAAUAUGGAUCAGAAUUUUCUUCAAUUUGAUCCAGCCCCCAGGCAAAUUGAGCCCGACACUACACGCAAGACUCCAGAUUAUUUUUUAUAAUAACUUCAUAUAUCUUCCCAUUUGUAGUUACUGCUUUCUACAAUUACCGUAGAUGUGUUUUUAAGGAAAGAGGAAUUUCACCGUUUAAUUGAAGACUGGUCAUCAAAACAUGAUUCUUUCUUUUGGAGUUCUCUUGCCGCUGCUCAUACCUUAUCUGCCAGAAACUAAUUGAACUGAUCCAAGCCACCAAUUGGUGUUGUAUAUUUUUAGAGGGGGAAGCGGCAAUAACAUGAUUGGUAUAUUUUGUUUUGCAAUUUGUUUUUUUUUUUUUUAACUAUUUCACAAGUUAGAGAGCAGAAUUUUUUGUUCGCGACAAUGAUGUUCAUUUGAAACUUUUGAUGGUGCCAAAUGGAAGUGCAGGUGUUCAUUUAAAUCAUGGUAGAUGGUUGGUUGAGUAGGGAUGGUAAAUUGAUAUUUAAGAAAGAAAAUCGUUUUAAAUUUGUGAAUCAAUUGCCCUUAGGUUGAACUGGCGCUUAUUUUGUCGUUGAUUUUCCACUAUGUUCAGUUCUAAUUCGUUUGGUAA
Molecule: messenger RNA, 1689 nt
Organism: Medicago truncatula (barrel medic)
Lineage: Eukaryota; Viridiplantae; Streptophyta; Magnoliopsida; Fabales; Fabaceae
Product: serine/threonine-protein phosphatase PP2A catalytic subunit
Exons: 6
Coding region: 246-1166 (306 amino acids)
Molecular function (GO): protein serine/threonine phosphatase activity
Source: RefSeq, a predicted model, not a curated record